Heterocephalus glaber (naked mole-rat) is the source of this 664-nucleotide messenger RNA. It is a transcript of the gene Gchfr, whose product is annotated as GTP cyclohydrolase I feedback regulator. Gene Ontology annotation, molecular function: GTP cyclohydrolase binding. NCBI's taxonomy places the organism in Eukaryota, Metazoa, Chordata, Mammalia, Rodentia, Bathyergidae. The record is from RefSeq and is a predicted model, not a curated record. Gene Ontology annotation, cellular component: nucleus; cytoplasm. Gene Ontology annotation, biological process: negative regulation of biosynthetic process.
CACGGGGGCAGCGCCUGAGUAACGGAACACUGAGCCUUGGUCGCAGCCACACGCGGGGUCCGUGCCCUGAGCCCAGUGCCGCGGGGGAGCCGGGCGGGACGCGCGCACCAUGCCUUACCUGCUCAUCAGCACCCAGAUCCGCAUGGAGGUGGGCCCCACCAUGGUGGGCGAUGAGCACUCAGAUCCGGAGCUGAUGCAGCAUCUGGGGGCCUCCAAGAGAAGUGUCCUGGGCAACAACUUCUGGGAAUACUAUGUCAACGACCCUCCUCGAAUAGUCUUGGACAAGCUGGAACGCAGGGGCUUCCGCGUGUUGAGCAUGACAGGGGUGGGCCAGACCCUGGUGUGGUGCCUGCACAAGGAGUGACCUUCUCACACUGACUUGCGGAUGGGACACCUGUUCUUUGGAGGGCCCCAGCCUUGCCUCACUGACUGUCUGCUCUCUUCCCAAACUGUCACCUUCCUCAGCCAAGCACAGAUGGGCAGGGUUCACCUGGCCGCAGUCAGGGCAGGAGGGGAAGGCCCUGGCCCAGGCGUUACAUCGUCACCCAGCUACAGGCUGCCCACCCGGAGCAGAGUCCAGUGGAGGAGAGCCCAGGAGGGCUGGGUGGGUGCUGCAUGCUGUCCACGCCAAUAAAGGGCUCUAAUGAGUGGUUGCUCUGCUCUG